AUGAGUCUUCCUGCUUACUCUGAUUUGAAUUCUACUUGGAAUUUUAUUCAACCAGGAUUAGAGUUUAUUCUUGGUGCUCAAGGAGACCAAGGCGUCACCUCCAAGAUGUACAUGCAUUGUUACACUGCAGUCUAUAACUACUGUGUUAACAAAUCAAGAAAGAGUGAUGCAGGCUCUUCACUUGCAUCCAGUUAUGCUCCUAAUGCUGACAAUAAUAGUUAUUCCUUGGCUGGGGCAGAAAUUUAUAGUAAAUUGGAAACUUACUUGACUCAAUUCAUUAAAGGAUUAAAGAAGGAACCUCAUGAAUCUUUAUUGGAAUUUUAUGUACGUAAGUGGACUCGAUUCACCAUUGGUGCUGUCUAUAUGAAUAACGUGUUUGACUAUAUGAAUAGAUACUGGGUUCAAAAGGAAAGAUCCGAUGGUAGAAGAGAUAUAUAUGAUGUCAAUACUUUGAGUUUAAUUAAAUGGAGAAAUGAAAUGUUUCAACCAAAUUCCGAUGUUUUAAUUAAGGAAAUUUUAGAUUUGAUUGAAAAGCAAAGAAAUAAUAUGAUUGUUGACACAAGUUUGAUUUCCACCGCCAUCAAAUCAUUAGUGUUUUUAAGUAUUGAUGCUAACGAUUUGAAGAAACCAAAUUUGGUCAUCUAUGUCAACUCAUUUGAAAAGCCAUUUUUGAAAGCCACUGAGGAGUAUUAUUCCCGUGAGUCAAGUAAAUUUUUGGCAGAACAUAACGUGGUAGAUUAUAUGAAGAAAUGCGAAGCAAGAUUAUCUCAAGAAAUUUCAAGAUCAAACAAUUACUUGGAAGAACACACCAAGAAUCCCUUAUUGGAUACUUUAAACAAUGCAUUGAUUAAGAAUCAUGCCCAGGAAAUGUAUGAUCAAUUCUUGAUAUUGUUGGAACAGAAUCAAAUUGAACAUAUUCAAAGAAUGUAUAAGUUGUUGUAUAAAGUGCCAGACACUUUAGUACAUCUAGCUGAUACAUUGGAAGAAUAUAUCAAGAGAGAAGCUGGUAAAACUUUGGAAGAAAUUAAAGUACAAGCCGAAUCUCAAGCUGCUACUGCUGCUUCUACAGAGGGUACUCCUGGUGUCAAUGGUGCACCUACUAGAUCAAGAAGAUCCGCCGGUAGCGGGGUGGCUAUUGAUUAUAAAACCUACAUCAAUACUUUGAUUGCCAUCUACAACCAAUUCAAUGAUGUUGUGAUCAAGGCGUUUAGCAAAGAUACUCGAUUUAUUAGAUCUUUGGAUAAUGCUUGUCGACACUUUGUUAACAAGAAUCCAAUCGCUACUCCAACUACUAGAUCUAAUUGUAAAACACCAGAAUUAUUGGCCAAAUAUGCUGAUGGAUUCUUGAAAAGCACUAGUAAAGAAGCAGACAUUCUUGACAUGAAUGCUGACAAUUUAAUGAUUGUUUUCAAGUUUAUCAACGAUAAAGAUGCAUUUGAAGAACACUACCGUCGUCUGUUAGCCAAGCGGUUGAUCAACGGUACUUGUAAAUCUGACGAAUUGGAAGAAAGUAUAAUCCAUCGUUUACAAGAGGAAAACUCCAUUGAGUACACCUCGAAAAUGACUAAGAUGUUUUCUGAUAUGAAAGCAUCAGAAGACUUGAAGGCAGAUGUUAGAAAUCAUGUUGGUGAAAACUUGGUUAAGGAAUUCAACCCAUUAAUUUUAGCUCAAAGUAUGUGGCCAUUCAAGUAUCUUGAUGAUUAUAAUUUGAAUGUUCCUAGUGAAUUACAAGCACCAUUUGAAAAAGUCAUUGAAAUCUAUGGCAGUAAACAUAGUGGAAGACAAUUGAAGUGGUUAUGGAACCACGGAAGAGCUGAAUUGAAGGCUAACUUGUCAAGAAAGGGUAAACCGCCUUUCUUAUUUACCGUAUCCAAUGUUCAAUUGAUGAUUUUAAUUGCAUUCAAUAAGAAGAAUAGUUACACAUUUAAAGAAUUACAUGGAAUUGUUGGUACAUCGAGAAACAUUUUUGAAGCUCAUUUAUUACCAUUUACUAAAUAUAAAUUAAUGGAUCAAUCUCCACCAUCCAGCGGCCCAAAUGCUGGUUUCAAUGAUGAUACCGUUCUCACUAUUGUUGAAGAAUAUAAAUCCAAGAAAUUAAAGGUUAAUUUCAUCAGUAAUAUCAAGACCAACGAACCUAAACAAGAAGAAGACGAAGCCAAUAAAGAAAUAGAUGAAGCAAGAAAGAAUUUCCUUUCUGCUUGUAUUGUCAGAAUCAUGAAAUCAAGAAAAGUAUGCAAGCAUAAUGAUUUAAUCAAUGAAGUUAUGCCACAAACAUUAUCUAGAUUCAGAGCUAAACCUCUUGAUGUUAAACGAGUCAUUGAUCAAUUGAUUGAAAAAAAAUAUAUCAAGAGAAUUGAAGAUAACUGUUAUGAAUACAUGACAUAA
Spathaspora passalidarum NRRL Y-27907 is the source of this 2385-nucleotide messenger RNA. RefSeq names its product cullin (gene CDC53). The transcript has a single exon. Lineage: Eukaryota; Fungi; Ascomycota; Pichiomycetes; Serinales; Debaryomycetaceae. Gene Ontology annotation, biological process: SCF-dependent proteasomal ubiquitin-dependent protein catabolic process; protein ubiquitination. Gene Ontology annotation, cellular component: SCF ubiquitin ligase complex. The record is from RefSeq and is a predicted model, not a curated record. Gene Ontology annotation, molecular function: ubiquitin protein ligase binding. Bases 1 to 2385 code for a protein of 794 amino acids.